Haliotis rubra (blacklip abalone) is the source of this 1881-nucleotide messenger RNA. RefSeq names its product D(1A) dopamine receptor-like. Gene Ontology annotation, biological process: G protein-coupled receptor signaling pathway. Gene Ontology annotation, cellular component: membrane. The transcript has 2 exons. Gene Ontology annotation, molecular function: G protein-coupled receptor activity. NCBI's taxonomy places the organism in Eukaryota, Metazoa, Mollusca, Gastropoda, Lepetellida, Haliotidae. The record is from RefSeq and is a predicted model, not a curated record. Bases 592 to 1149 code for a protein of 185 amino acids.
CUAACCUGGAUCUUCACAGGUCCAAGAUUCAAGAUUUACUGGUCGGUUACUUGUAAAAGUGUGUACAGUGGUCAAGUUGAACAGGGAUUACGGUAAUGUGGUGACCUGGUAACUGAAAAUUGUCUGCUCAGGGGUCACCUUCUAACCCGUAUCUUCACGGGUUUGAUUUCAAAGUGUCUAAAGGAGUCGAUAGCAAUGUAAGCCUCUUCUGGUUUUACAGACAGACAAUAGUUUAUUAAUGUUACAUGUCCCUUGUUAGGGUUCACUCACCUCUGCUUUGUUGCAUAAAUCCUAUUGCUUUCUAUGUCCAUGGGACUUAUUGUCAUGCUCUGAGGUAUAUUUCACUCCUAAUCAGCAUACAUCAUAUUUGAUACUUAGGAUCAUGUAAAGCAGUCACAUCUCAGCAUUCGGACAUGGAGGUAAGACAAUACACCAUGACAAGCAAGCCAUCUAGAAACUAACCAUCCUUUUGGAGACACAAGAUUCACAUGCAGGAGAAACCAUGGAUUGACAACAAAGUUCAAUGUGCUUUUGGCAGGAAGACCUCAACCACUGUGCUGUGAAAGACUACGCUGGAAAUAGAAAGCUGUAAUGAAUCUGACAACAUUGGAUGCAAGUGAUCUUGCACUAACAGAGAGAAGUGAUGUGGAGAUAGCUUUACUCUCUGCUUUCAUCAUCUUCAUAAUCCUCCUCGCAAUCGCUGGCAACAUGGCCGUCAUAUUUGCCAUCUACACCAGCCAUCACCUUCAGGAGGAGAUGUCAAACAUAUUCAUCGUUAACCUCAGCAUUACAGACCUGACGUCUGCUGUGGUCGUCAUGGGCUCCGCUAUGGUCGCGAUAAGUACAGACAGUUGGCCCAUGGGGCAGGCAUGGUGUGAUAUAGUGUGUGCCGUCAACUACUGCAUGAUCAUUGUGUCCAUGCUCAACCUGUGCUUCAUCAGCGUGGACCGCUACAUCGCAAUUGUCCACACACUGCAGUAUAAUUUACUCAUGACCAGACGCAAAAUCUUCAUCAUGAUUGCAUACUCAUGGUUUCAGGGGGCAAUGUUUGCAUGUGUCCCAGUGAUCUUCCGCUGGGUCAAAUAUGAUUACUGGGAAGCUAUAUGUGCCAUUCAGUGGCAUGAACAACGUGAUAAAGCUCUGUACUAACGUCAUCAUUGCAUUUAUUAUGUGUUUUUUUUUACCUGGACUCAUCCUGUUCGUUUGCUAUUGUCAAAUCCUCAAAACUACCAAAGCAAACCAACAAGCAAUUGCCACUCGUGACUCUAACACUCAAACGGUCCGUGUCAAGUAUACCACCAGCUCCAAAGCCAUGUAUGGUUUGCUGGUGGUCGUAGUGGCGUACUUUGUGCAUGACGCCGUUCAGCGUGACAAAACUGUACAAGGUAUCAGCAGCGGAAGACCAUGUAUUGCCAGACUAUCUGAACCUCAUUGCAAGUCUGACCGGCUACUUAUCCAGUGCGGUCAAUCCUCUCAUCUACGGGAUAUUCAGGAGGGAUUUUCGUAAAGCUUUUGAGCUGGUGUUUAAAAAGAUACUUGCUGAAAGAGCAGUUGUCCCUGCAAGCCAUGAUAUAAAUUUGUCGGAGUAGAACUGAAGACUAUCUUUACACACGUCUGAACAUUUGUGAUACCGUUACAUCCAUUUUGUACAGAGGACAUCAGAUUUUACAGUUGUCACCAUGCCACAUCAAUCUGACAAGCAUUCAUAAGACUUCAACAGAUUCCAUUUACAGACUUAUAUACUUGGUAACAGAUAUAAUAGCUUAUAUUUAGGGAAGAUCUUUAUUUUGUACUUAUCUUUUUAUCAAUGUUUGUCUGUAUUGGUGAGAUGGGAAGUUUCAGACUGUAACUGACAGAUUAAAGGUGCUUAUAUACACUAAA